UAGUCAAUUAAACUUAAUUAAUUAUACUUUAACGCUCAAUUAAAGUUAUUUUUCUUGAGACAUGUGUAUUUAUUUAUCUAUUUAUUUUCGGUACCAAAUGGAGACCUAAGCAUAUCCAUUCAUACAUUUUAACUUCUACUCAAAACCCACCGCCUACCCCCCACCAUUAAUCCGUUGUUUCCUCCCUCGACGUUUCUUCCCCGUUGCCAGCGAUCGAAACCAGUGCUCGGCGUCUCCUCUCUCUCUCUCUCUCUGUCUCUCGGUGAAGGAUCUCUUCAUCUGCCCUCUUUUCUUUUUGGAGUUCGAGAUUGCUUCCGUUGAUCGACGUGGUAAACGUUUGUGGGGGGGAGGGGGUAUCGGAUGUCGAUUGCAGGGGGUGAAUUUGGUCGCGGUGGGGAUCGACGGCUGAUUCGAGUGUGAGGAAAUCGGGCAUGGGUUUCUUUCCAGGCUGAUUGGAUCGGCCUUCUUGUUUCGGUGGUUUCGGUGGGAUCUUCCCUCACUUUGAUCUUUGUUUGGGGGGCGAAUAUUUCGGAGGGAAGAUGGGGUAUUUGAACUCCAUCAGUGGGCUUCAAGCAGACGGUGCUCCGGUCAGCGGGGGAGGACUCAGUCAAGAUGGGAAGUUUGGUUAUGGGUAUGCAAGCUGUCCGGGGAAAAGAUCUUCGAUGGAAGACUUCUAUGAGACGCGAAUUGACAGCGUUGAUGGAGAAAUUGUUGGCUUGUUUGGGGUCUUUGAUGGUCAUGGCGGUGCCCAAGUAGCAGAGUAUGUUAAACAAAACCUCUUCAGCAACUUACUCAGGCAUCCAAAGUUCAUUACCGAUACAAAAUCAGCUAUAGCUGAUGCAUACAACCACACGGACGCAGAAUUUUUGAAAUCUGAGAACAGCCAGAACCGAGAGGCGGGUUCAACUGCAUCAACAGCUGUCCUUGUUGGUGAUCGUUUGCUCGUUGCAAAUGUUGGGGACUCUAGAGCUGUCAUAUGUAGAGGAGGAGAUGCUAUAGCUGUCUCAAGGGAUCACAAGCCUGACCAAACAGAUGAGAGGCAAAGGAUUGAGGAUGCUGGGGGCUUUGUAAUGUGGGCUGGGACAUGGCGUGUCGGUGGUGUUCUUGCCGUUUCUCGUGCAUUUGGUGAUAGGCACCUGAAACAGUUUGUUGUCGCAGAUCCAGAAAUUCAUGAGGAAGCCGUUGAUGGAUCUCUCGAAUUCCUCAUCCUUGCAAGUGACGGAUUGUGGGAUGUUGUCACGAAUGAGGAGGCGGUAGCCAUGGUCAAACCCCUACAAGAUCCAGAACAAGCAGCAAAGAAACUGUUACAGGAGGCCUAUCAAAGGGGCAGUUCUGACAACAUCACUUGUGUCGUCGUUCGUUUCUUGGCUAGCCUUGAUAACACAACCGACCAGCAAUAGGUACAAAUUGUCUGCUUGAUCUUUGUUAUCGCUUUGUUAUCUGUAAUGGUGUCAUGGAUUUGGAAGUCAAUAAAAAGAUACUUUUGCUUUAACCAAAACUAGUAGCAAAAAGACUAUAUUUGUGAUGCAUAGUGGAGUCUGUAUCAUGCUGUUUUCACUUUUGUUAGAAUAAUCAAUAAGAUUGUUUGGUUA
Molecule: messenger RNA, 1592 nt
Organism: Musa acuminata AAA Group (dessert banana)
Lineage: Eukaryota; Viridiplantae; Streptophyta; Magnoliopsida; Zingiberales; Musaceae
Product: probable protein phosphatase 2C 59
Exons: 8
Coding region: 540-1400 (286 amino acids)
Biological process (GO): peptidyl-threonine dephosphorylation
Molecular function (GO): protein serine/threonine phosphatase activity; cation binding
Source: RefSeq, a predicted model, not a curated record